UCGGCUAGAAUGCUAGACGGCGAUGAGUAAAUGUUUGUUUUUGGAAAAUAUAUAAAUUAACCACCACGUAACAAAUACAAUUCAUGUGUAUUUAGUGAAGAUCACACGCAGUAUAUGGUGGACAUUCAUAUGUUGCAUGGUGAUUACAGCGGCGAACAUGGAAGAAUUACUGUCGUACGGAGCAAACAAAAGUAACAAAAAGAAAGUGGAAAUGGAUAAAAUACUGCCGUUUGUUAUCCUGCCGCUUUUGCUGCUUUUAUCCGCGUGGUCACGAGCGACGACUAUAAUCGUCAUGGUAGCUAUAGGUAUGGGAGCCCUCUACGUUCAUUCUAGGCCACGUCAGAAAAAUAGGUCACCGUUCUUCCUCUCCUGGACCCUCUCGUCGGGGAUAUACCUGUUCCUGAUUUUCGAGUUCGGUGUGAUGCGGCUGCUGGAGAUAACGCAAAUGGAAAACUUUGUGUUUCUCUUACUCGUGGCAUGCACUUGUUACUUCUUCUACAAGAUGAAGGCCAUCGCCGACUUUGAACUGGCAACUGGGUCAUCUAAGGGAAAGGAAUAUAGUCCAGUUUUGACUUCAGACUCACAUUAUUGCCAGAUUUGUCAAAUUGAAGUAAAUGAAAGGUUCUUCCAUUCAAUAUGGUGGGACUGCUGUGUGCUCCGACCAAACUACCCGUGCUACCUAGCGGGUCAAAUAUUCGCGUUCGCCACACUGCUGUUCGGGACCAACCUGGCCCUAACUUCCAUAUGCCAGCCGUUCAUACUGAUCGGCACUAUUCUGCUGCCUGAAGACUGCCAGGACGUGUACUAUCAGAUGGAUUUGGCGAUAUGUUUCGCAUCAUCGGUGUACGGGGUGGGGUACCUGCUCAUCAUCACGUUCAUGCUUCUGCAUCAACUGCUGGUUUACAUACCUAAAUACAGCGAACCUCAGUGGCGGAAGAUAGUCAACGUCCUGAAUGUGUGAAACUAACAUAAUAUAUAUAACUGAGAAGCAAUUUACGAGACUGAAUCGUGUAUUUUUAGUUUACUGUAGUGCUAUCAAUGAAUUUAUUGUUCAUUUCUGACUUACAAACGCAGUGUUG
Cydia amplana is the source of this 1079-nucleotide messenger RNA. RefSeq names its product palmitoyltransferase ZDHHC23-A-like (gene GABPI). NCBI's taxonomy places the organism in Eukaryota, Metazoa, Arthropoda, Insecta, Lepidoptera, Tortricidae. The coding region runs from base 137 to 961 and encodes 274 amino acids. The transcript has 6 exons. The record is from RefSeq and is a predicted model, not a curated record.